GAGAGGGCAGAUUGAAGGAAACUGUCAGAGCAGACAGGAAAGUCCCGGACCGAUGGCUGCUGCCACCUCUUGAUACAUGCUGUAUGGGUACGGCCUGUGUUCUGACUUCGCCGCUGUCUCAAGGGUUAAGGGGAGGGUAUAUAAUUCACUCGCCCGGGCGCUAACUGGAGCGCUUUCGUGGGAUCUUCAGAGGGAGAGAGGGUGCAUCCCCGUAACUCCCUCCCUCCGCGUCGAUGCUCAUUUCUCCAGCUGGCACAGGAGUGUGAGCUGCUCCUCCCUGAUUGUUAGCUGCGCGGUGCCCUCCUUGGACUGGAAAGGCUGCAAGCCUGAGGCUGUCAGUCAGGAAGGGGGCAAAGCAGGGAAACUUCGAUCGCCGCUGGGAGCUCAUCUGUGCGCCUCUGCUCCACCGAAUGACUGCCUCUUUCCUUGCUGUCAUGAGAAGACUAAGCACAUGAGCAAUAACUUCAGAACUCCUCUAGGAAAUGUUGCUAUGAAGAAAGAAGUUAGAAAUGACUGAUGUGGAGCCUGUGGUCACAGAUUUUGCAGCAUCGGGAAGGGCAGGCCGCCGAAAUGCCUUACCAGAUAUUCUGGGUUCUCCAGCUGGGGCUGGGGCAGGGACUUCAGACCUGCCACACAAACUAGCUGAACUUUCUGUGUCAAAAGAUGAAGAAGCAGAGGGUGGAGAAAUAUCAUCUGAAGCCAUGUUGGAAAACCCAGAGAUAGAAGGAAAAAGCAGUGCCUCCUAAUCUCUAGAGAUUGCUGGAUUUACAAUGUCCAUCGACAGACUUUACAAAUGUUCUGCUUUUCACAGGUUCCAAGCCCUAGUAGAAACUGUAGUGUUCUGGGCAGGACUAUUCAACACAAUUGUAUCUGGAUGACAUUAACUUGCAGCUACUACUUAGGGUUUUCAUGCUGUUUUCUACUGUAGUCCAUUAAAAAGCAAGUAAUCUACAAAUCACAACCAGGAAAAAGCUAAAGAAUGUAUGUGGUGUUUUUUAAUUGUUAUCAGUUGCACCAUAUUGAUACUAAUCCAACCAAACCUUUUUUGAUCAUUUCAAUGGUUAUGGUUAACAGUUGUACAAAAGACAAUAACUGUGCUAAAUAUAACUCCUGAUUAAUUUUCCAAAUUAUUUUUUUCAGUGACACCAAGUCUUGUUUCCCAUCCAAGAUGAGAUUAUGUCAAGUGUAUUGGGAUGCAGAUAGGGAGGGGAUUUUUCUGACCUUUAAAGAUAGAAGAAACACAUACAUCCAUGAUGUACAAACUUUUGGAACUUUCAGAGGUUUUGUUCUCUUUGGGAAUAGAAAAGGGGUGAAAAAGCCUGAAACAAAACCAUUUUUCUCCUCCUCUUUUCCAAAAUGUUCUAUAUUCUUCUUAAAAAACAAAAAAAAACUUUUUGAAAAUCUCUUCAAUUUAUUCAGCCCUAUCCCCAGGCAGAUAAUCUCUGGGUUCUUCUAUUCCCAACAAUCAUACUCCUUCUGUCUUCUCUGUGCACAGCCUCAAUACUCUAUUUGUUCAGAUGUAUUUAAAAUAAAAUAGCAACAUUUGUAAGUGAUUUAAAUUGUUUACUCUCAUCCUGGAUAUUAAAUAGAUCCCAUUUC
Chrysemys picta bellii (western painted turtle) is the source of this 1599-nucleotide messenger RNA. RefSeq names its product cAMP-dependent protein kinase inhibitor beta (gene PKIB). NCBI's taxonomy places the organism in Eukaryota, Metazoa, Chordata, Testudines, Emydidae. Gene Ontology annotation, biological process: negative regulation of cAMP-dependent protein kinase activity. Gene Ontology annotation, cellular component: cytoplasm; nucleus. Gene Ontology annotation, molecular function: cAMP-dependent protein kinase inhibitor activity. The record is from RefSeq and is a predicted model, not a curated record.